AUGUCUUCAUGGCACACAGCACUGGGCCUCAUCUACACGCUAGGAUACAAUGUGGCCUCGGCGCGAGCCACGGGCGACCUACCUUUAGCCCAAAACUCCAAACCGGAAGCACACCUGAAGACCUCGACAGACGUCACCUUCGACCCCCUGGGCGUCGCUGCAGUCCUUCACAACCCUCGCGCCAGCCUUUCCGCCGCUAGACUCUACACCCAAUUCGAUAGAAAAUUCUUCAUAUGGCCACACACCAUGAUGAUGGGCGCAAGCCUCAUCCCCGUACAAUUGCUCGUGGAGCAUCUCACGGCAACCUUUCAAUCCAUUCACCCGGCCAUCACGCUGUGUACGCGAGACACGCAGUUGCUAAGCGUGGUGUCGAAUAUGGUGUUCAAGGAGCUGCCGUUGGAUUUUGGGAAUAUGUGGUUGGCGGAUGUGAUUGCGUUCAAGGCUUCGAGGAAGCCGGCGAAUGAUUUUAUGAUUGUCUGUAUGGAUGAUGAUGACGACACUGCUCUCCCAACUACUGCUAGCGGCAGCAUCAAAGAGAAAAAGGGGAAAGAUGGAGGACCGUCGAAAUUGAGGAGAUGGCUGGGCUGUUCGGCGCUGAAUAUGAUCUCCCUGAUCAACGGACUCAUCAUCGUCGCGGGGAUAGUCCUCGGUACCCUAAGUGCAGAUAUUUGGGCUCUUACGCUCUUCUUCUUCUACGGCACGCACUGGCUCGCCGGGCUCGCCAUCUCGACUACAUCCCUCGUCACACCGCAGAGAAUCUCUAUCAACCCCGACCCGACAAUCAGGUACGCAAUCUACCAACGUCCGGCCGGCGGAACCGUCGUUUUCAAGGGUCGUCAGGAUACUAUGGAAUCAUGGGCGCGAAGUACCUGGGAAUUCAAGCGUACCCUCAAAACUAAUUCUCUGCACUGGUUCUGGACGUUUACGGGGACAAUGUCUGCUAUUUGCUCAGUGGCAUGCAUGGUGAAUAUGAUUGGGUACAUGCAACUUGCAUUUCUAGCAUUGCUGGUUUAUGCGUCCCUCGCCGAGAUUGUGGCCACGAGGAUUACGAGAGUGUUACAAGGCGAAGCAAAAGCGAAAAGUAUGACAUGUUUUGUGGACGAUAAUGCGUACAGGACGCAGGGAAUUAUUAGGGCCACAGUCGAGUUUGGCCCGAAAUAUAGGCUUACGGGCUUAGAUUGGGUUGAGCUCAAGAGGAUGCCGCCAGACCAAUUAUUCAAGGAUAUGCAAAGACUGCUCGCACGGUUGAACGAGUAUCAGGAAGCGGUCGAGAUGGGAAGGGAGGUUGUACCUGUCGAUGGACCGAAAGAACAUGACGCAGUGAAAGAGGCGCUUAGAGAGUUUAGGGAGGACAGACGUGAGGAUCCGAUUUUGGUGAAGCGGAUUCAGAGAGAGGCGACUGAUGCGUUGACGGAGUGGUGGGUGAAAUUGAGUAAGGAGGAUGUAGUCCUGAGUACGGAGACGAAGGCUGUUUCUCCUUGA
Molecule: messenger RNA, 1482 nt
Organism: Talaromyces amestolkiae
Lineage: Eukaryota; Fungi; Ascomycota; Eurotiomycetes; Eurotiales; Trichocomaceae
Exons: 1
Coding region: 1-1482 (493 amino acids)
Source: RefSeq, a predicted model, not a curated record